AGUCAGCAGCUGGAAGCAGCCCGGCGAGGUCGCCAGUCCGGCUGGGGGGUAGUGUCGUGUCAGUGCGGUGCUGUGGCACGGCGUCUCACAUAGUGAGAGUGCCCGUCUAACAGCAGUGGUCAGUUGUUGUGUCGGUGUUAUACGUACGAGGUGUAGGUGGGAAGUGUAGUGAGUUGAGUGAGGCAUGGGUGUGGACCGGAGACGACGUUACAGGGCCGGGGGUGACCGGUAUAGAGGAGACCUCGGGCGGUAUGAGACAGACGGUAUGUCCAUGGUGGUCACAGGCGGCCUGGUGGGCGUCUCUCCGCCGUCCGGGGCGGCCAUUCCCUCUCACGUGACCUCCGCCGCGAGUCGGAUGGAGUCGCGCAAACGGCGGGACAGCACCGAGUCGGAGUCACGCUCCAGUCCCGGCAGCGGAGAGGACCACUCGCCCAACAAGAUCUUCGUGGGAGGCAUCAGCUUCCAGACGACGCCGGAGAAACUGCGCGCCUACUUCGCGCCGUACGGUACCAUACUGGAUGUCAUGGUGCUCAAAGACCAGGCGACUAACCGAAACCGCGGCUUUGGCUUCGUCACGUUCGCCGACAUGGAGUCUGUGAACAAGGUGCUCAGCCAGGAGGAACACAUGCUGGAUGGCAAGAAGAUCGACCCCAAGUUGGCCACGCCCAAGGGCCAGAAGUCGUCCGGUGACCUGCUCAUCCCGCGAAAGGUGUUUGUCGGCGGAGUCAGCCAGGAGACCACCUCACAGGAGCUGCUGGAGUACUUCUCCCAGUUCGGAAAGGUGCUGGAGUGCUCGCUACAGAUGGACAACAACACCAAACGACACCGCGGCUUCGCGUUUGUCACUUAUGAGAACGAGGAACACAGCGCGAGGGUCGUCAAGAAACAUCAUCACGUGGUGAAGAGUAAGACGGUGGAGUGCAAGUACGCGCAGCCGAAGGAGACGAUCCAGGCGACGGAGCGAGCCAAGCGGGCGCAGCUGAUCUCUGUGAUGCAGUCGGCGGCGGCAGCGGCGGCGGCCGGCGGCGGCGGCCCGCUGGCGCCGCUGCAGCAGCACUACGGCCGGGUGAUGUCGGCCACCGGCGGACCGGCCUUCUCCACCCUCUCCAGUUUCCGCUACUCGCCUUACUCGGUCCCCGUGGCAGCGCAGCAGCAGCUCGGUCAGCAGGGGCAGCUGAUCAACCAGCAGCAGCCCGGUCAGCUGAUCAGUCAGCAGCCCGGCCAGCUGAUCAGCCAGCAGCAGGGACAGGUGCUGACCGCGAUGCCCGCGCCGAUGACGCCGGUCAGCUCGGCGGCGUUUCAGAGCCAGGGGGCGCUGCCGACGCUGCAGAACCUGCCGACGCUCCAGCCGUCCGUCAGCACGCCCUACCAAUUUACCAACAUCGACGUGUCCAGCCUGCAGGGCCUGGACUGGAGCGCCGCCGCGCCUCUGUACGGCAUGUACACCGGCUAGGAGAUGGCUCCCCCGCCGCCGCCGCCGCCGCUGGCCGCCCUGCAGGCGGCGACGGCAGCGCUCCUGGCGGCGGGAGGCGGAACCAUUGCUCAUCAUCACCUCCGCCGGCCGGGCCGGCGCCACCUCCGCAGCCGCCGGCGCUCCUCAGGGCUCUAAGUUAUUUGUUGCGCGUGGCUCUCGGAGCGCCGGACUACCAGCCGCGCCCACCACAGGUGUCCGGGGAGAUCUCAGUAGCAGCCGACCCGUAGUACAACACAUCGCCCCCACCGCGCCUUGUCCAGCCUACCUGGUCCCUAGCGCUGGCGAAAUAACGGCGCCAGAUGGCGAAAACCAAAACCGUAACCCAUCUCACUUUGAAACGUGGGAAUCACUUGCAAGGGAGCUUGUGCAAUCAAAAGUUUAGUUUAAGGUUCUUUGGAUUAUUUAUUGUUAUUUAUUUGAUAUCAUUCGCGUUCAAUACUGCAAGAACGCGAUGUCAAAAAGGUAGCGUGCCACUCAAAAGGUAGUGAGCCGAGCUCAUGUCUCGGCGUUCCGUGCCCAACCAGGUCUUCCAAGAGUCCAGGGCGCCGACCUGGCGCCCUGUCUCACGGCGCCCGCCCGCUGCCGGGUCAGGAAUCGUCCCGGUGAGACAGCGGACCGGUCGGCGGCUCCACCUACAGGGUAGAUAUGCUCGGCAUAUCAGGUAAGACGAGCUUUGUUGCUGAAGUGCUGAUUCUUGAUGGCAAUAAUGUCCCCAUUGACCCCUGGCGGCGCCUGAGCACUGUGGGUGGUGCGCCCUCCACUCGUGAGCUCGGGAGGCUUAGCUGAGCUAUCGGAAUGUGCCAAGCAAGGGGUGGUUUGUUUGAAAAGAGAUUGAGGAGUGAAAAACAACCUCAGGCACCUGGGGAUAUGGAGAGCUCCCUCUGUGCCAAAUGUGACCUCAGUCCUCGUAGAUUGCAGUUCCUUGCAGGCAGCUGCAUUUGUAUAUCCCAUUCGCGAAUAGUCACAUGAAGCAUCCUCUAGCAUUUUUCGACGAAAGUGAUUCGUGUAUCGUCACGUAGCGUUUUCACAGUCACUUUACUCCUUACAUCCUGCGAUUUCCCCUCACCGUCUCUUAUUUCGUUUCUCCUCAGCAGGUAUGUUCUAGUGUUGUAUUUUAGCGUAUACCGUGGCCAUGCGACUUAUUUGGUGUUAUACCAGAUUCGUGUCGUGUACCAAAGGCUCGCAGUAGGUAUGCGUGAAAUCAGGCUGGUAGCAGUGCCUCUCUAGAAAAUGUUCCUGACCUUGACCUUGACACUGUGACCUGACCUCCUGGUCAUCACGUGGUGUCUGUAUCUCGACUGUAGCCUGUGGGCAAUUCUCCUGGAGUCCUGACCUCUCCCAGUACUCGUGACUCUGUGUCUAUCUUCCGUCGAGACUGUGUUCACGAGUAGGUAGCGUAGAAUUUGGUCUGACCACCAGACCACCAGUGCAGAGCGACCCUUUUGUAUUGUAAAUAUCUAGUGCAGGAAGAGCCUUAGGUCGCACCCUUGCAGUAUUCGGUCGAGCGCGUGUGCCGCGCACAGCGGUAAUUAUCUCAGUGCGUGAAACCUGCAGUGUAGUUCAGCAAUAAACAGUUUUUCUGCC
Amphibalanus amphitrite is the source of this 3058-nucleotide messenger RNA. Its product is annotated as RNA-binding protein Musashi homolog 2-like. Gene Ontology annotation, cellular component: cytoplasm. Bases 185 to 1453 code for a protein of 422 amino acids. The record is from RefSeq and is a predicted model, not a curated record. Lineage: Eukaryota; Metazoa; Arthropoda; Thecostraca; Balanomorpha; Balanidae. Gene Ontology annotation, molecular function: RNA binding. The transcript is spliced from 3 exons.